AUGGCCUCCACAAUCUUCGCCAAUGCCCGCAUCUUUACCCCAACCACCAACAACCCAUCCGGGUACGAAUUCCACCAAACAAUGCUCAUAAACAGAGACCAAAUCCAAUACGUCGGAUCCCCAAGCCACGACGCAAUCAAACAAGCCAAAGCCUCUGGCGCCCAUGAAAUCGACCUACAAAACAAGAUCGUGGUCCCAGGUUUCAUAGACAGCCACAUGCACAUCAUCGACUUCGCUCUAUCACAGCGCAAGCUAAAUCUCCUCUCAUGUAAAUCACUAGAUGAGAUACGACAAGCCAUCAAAUCUUUCGCGAAAGCUCAUCCCACCGAGCCCCGGAUUGUCUGCAAGGGCUGGAUCCAGUCUACCACCGGUGGACAGGCGUUGGCGAGUAUGUUGGAUGAUCUGGAUCCGAGGCCGAUGUAUAUCCAUGCCAAUGAUAUGCAUUCAGGGUGGUGCAAUACUGCUGCAUUAGAGGAGUUGGGGGCUGCGAAGUUGGCAGAUCCACCUGGUGGGACGAUUCAUCGGGAUGCAAAUGGGAGGCCGUCGGGGUUGUUGAGUGAGAUGGCUCAUUUGGGGAUUGUGCCGCAGUUUUUGACCAAGGUAACUCCGUUGGAGGAUAAACUGGCUGCAUUAGAUGAGGCGGCGGAGGCCUAUACGGCCGCUGGGUAUACGGGGAUGAUUGAUAUGGGGAUGGAUGAGGUUGAGUGGGAGGUGUUGAGGACGUGGCGUCAGCGUCGUGGUGAGAGCUUUCCGUUUCAUAUCGCAGCGCAUUGGGUCAUUCCGUAUAACCAGGACCGGAAUGUGGUGUUUGGUGUUGUUGAUCAAGCGAUCGCGAUGCAUCGGGAAUAUAAUCAGACUACCUCCCCGGCUUUCUGUGUUAUGGGGAUUAAAUUGAUGUGCGAUGGUGUUGUUGACGGAUGUACGGCCGCAUUGACAGAUCCGUACAAUGGCUCGGAGAACCCAGUUGAUCCUAUCUGGCCGACGGAUCUUCUUCAAGCGGUCGUUAAGAAGGCUGAUGCGGCCGGGUUGCAGAUCGCUAUCCAUGCGAUUGGAGAUAAAGCCGUUAAGAACGCUAUCGAUGCCCUGUCUCAAGCACAGCCAGGGCGUCGCCAUCGCGUCGAGCAUCUCGAGCUAACAUCUCCUGAGGAUGCAAAGCGCCUUGGGCAAUUGGGCAUCACGGCAUCGGUUCAACCAGUGCAUUCGGACCCUGCUCUGUUCCGUGCGUGGCCGGAGCUGAUCGGAAAGCAUCGCUGUAGCCGCGCAUUUGCCUACCGUGAGUUCCUCGAUGGCGGCGCCCCAAUUGCCUUUGGAACAGACUCACCAACGGCGGCUCAUCCGGCCUUGCCUAAUCUAUACAAUGCCACGACACGAAAGUCGGCUAUCGAGCCCGAGUGUACGGAAACGGUCAACCCUCACUUUGUACUGCCGUUAGCUGCCGCUGUCAGUGCGGCCACGACAGGGGCAGCCUAUUCACGCUGGGCGGAAUCAUGGACAGGGUGUUUGAAGGCUGGGCUGAGUGCGGAUUUCGUAGUCCUGGAUAUGGAUUGGGAAGCGGAGAGCUUACUCAAGGCCAAAGUAGAGCAAACAUGGGCUCGAGGACGAAAGACAUUUCAUGCAAGUGCAGACCCCAGACAAUGA
Aspergillus alliaceus is the source of this 1638-nucleotide messenger RNA. RefSeq names its product amidohydrolase. Gene Ontology annotation, molecular function: hydrolase activity, acting on carbon-nitrogen (but not peptide) bonds. The transcript has a single exon. NCBI's taxonomy places the organism in Eukaryota, Fungi, Ascomycota, Eurotiomycetes, Eurotiales, Aspergillaceae. The record is from RefSeq and is a predicted model, not a curated record. Bases 1 to 1638 code for a protein of 545 amino acids.